GGACAGAAACGCCAAUCAAUUAAUCCUGCUCGUGGUAAUCUUGUCUCUGUCAUUGUUCUUCUACUCUUCUAAUAGGCUAGUUUUCUCUUCGUUCCUUCUUAUCGCUUAUUCCUACUCUUACGACUUCGUCUUGUCAGCCGUAACCACACGACGUCGCCCAGCCCUACCACGAAUCUCUAACCUCGCGUGGCUCAGUUCCUAUUCCAAACCUUGUCAUCUCAUUUCGGGGACUUUUUGAGCUGAGGGUAUCAGAGGUAUAAUUGCGAUUUAGUGGUAGCGUAGUCCCCAUGGUAUUCGUAGGCACUGGAGGCGGAGUUGCCUGAACUACUUCGGGAUAAUCAUAUUCUCUCUCUCUCUAGGUUUUACAUGAAAAGGCGAGGAUCGGACUUGGGAACAACUUCAAUUGUUCUGUGUGGGUCAAGAGAUUUGCUCGUUUUGCUUCUCUCAUUCCUUCAAGUGCUUUUUAUAUCACGAUGGUGUACACAGGCAAGCCUAGCCGCGGGUGCGGCAUGUGUAAGAACCGACGAAUCAAGUGCGAUGAGAAGCGACCUAUAUGUGGCAACUGCAAGAAAUCGGGCCGCGAUUGUCCAGGGUAUCCGGAUGAGUUCGAUCUAGUCUUCCGGGAUGAGAAUAAAGCCAUGGCAAAGAAAGCGAGGAAGUCGUCUGGACCGACACUGUCGACAAGCAGUACUGUAGGUUCAAGCAGCACUAUAGGUUCAAGCAGUGCUGUAGGCUCAAGCUCGCAUGCUUCUCCAAAUCUUUCACCUUCUCCGAGCUUCGAGGUCUCCCCUGGAGAAAGCUCCUUCCAAGUCGCACUAUCCAGAUCUCGCACACCAUCCGAUCUCAGCCAAUCACAACAACUUUUGGGCCUCCCCAAUUACACAACACCACCGCUUCCAUUACACCAAAUAUUUGACUUCGAAGCCUUCGUCUGGAACCUCGAACACGCUGUCCCACCCACCAUCCAACUAGCUCCAGAAUGCGAAGCAAUACCAUUCUUCUUCAAAAACUUCAUCACGCUCCCUCAGCAGGCGGAGAGUACGCGAGGUUACCUCGAGUACCUUGUACCCCUCUACAACCGCGCGCGGUCGACUUCUGUUUUGCACUUAGCAACCACUGCUGUCGCAAUGGCGACAUGCGGCCAAUACCCCGGACGACAAGACCUCCUUCGCCAAGCAGUUUUGACCUACGGCAAAGCUAUCAAAAAGCUAAAUGAUGACCUAAAAGAUCCCGCGAUGUCGAAGAGUGACGAGACGGUACUUGCCAUUCUGAUGUUCUCCUUGUAUGAAACUAUCAUGUCAACAGACGAUUCGAUAACAGCGUGGGGAAACCAUGUAGAUGGUGCUGUGGCACUGACAAAGCUGAGGGGCACGGAUCAGUUUAAAGAUCCGCUAUCUCAUGCUAUCUUUCGAGCUGUGCGAACAAUGAUGAUAACAAGCUGUGUUCAACGUUCCAAACCCGUAGAGGACUUCCCCGGCAGCAAAGGCUGGGUAGGUCACGGCAAUAUCAGCGACGAAAAUGCGGCCAAUAGACUCACUUUAAUCUGCAUCGACUUGCCCAACCUCCGGGCGCGAGCAAACCGCCUGACCACUAUUCCCUACGAUGUCACUCAAGAGUCGGAAGCCAAGCAGGUCCUCGACUUCGCGCAAAUGGUCGACGGGAACCUCGAGGAGUGGUAUCGCACGCUACCGCCGGAGUGGAAACACCGCAUCAUUGGCAUCGUAAGCGAGACAGUAACACCCGAAGAUGUGGCUCUAGCAGAUAAAUGGCCGGGCGAGCAGCAUGUGUACCACGACGUACCGCUGGCGAGUAUUAUGAACGACUACCGAGUUUGUCGAAUCUUCUGCCGGAGAGUGAUCAUGGCCUGUGUGACAUGGUUAAACUUUGGCGGCUACGUCGACAGUGAAGGUGUUUAUGACAAGUCCGUGUUCGCCAUUCAGCAGACGGUGGAUGAGAUCAGUGCGUGUGUGCCAUUUCACAUGAGCUAUGAGCUGCAACCUGUGGCUAAGGAGAUGGGACUAGAGGAGAAUGCCGCGGAAGCUUUUGGAGGCUACUCCCUCGUCUGGCCCCUCUACGUCGCUGCGAACGCUGAAACCGUUCCACAACUGCAGCGAGAUUGGCUUUUCGGUCGACUGUCCGUCAUCGGGACGAAGUUUGGACUCAGCAGCGCACAAAUCUUGGUCCUGGCGAGAAGACAUGUGCUUACUUGUGGACCUAUGUUUCCGUAAAAGUCGAAGGGUAGCCAUCUUGUUGGUGUUCUUCUGGGAGGGACUCUGCGCUGAUAUAUAGACCAGCAACUGGUCUGACGCUUUAUGAUUAUAUGAGACGUUCUACAUAGCCGUAAUCUGUAAUAUAGAUUUUUUAUACAAAGUACAGC
Molecule: messenger RNA, 2377 nt
Organism: Cucurbitaria berberidis CBS 394.84
Lineage: Eukaryota; Fungi; Ascomycota; Dothideomycetes; Pleosporales; Cucurbitariaceae
Exons: 6
Coding region: 474-2228 (584 amino acids)
Biological process (GO): regulation of DNA-templated transcription
Molecular function (GO): DNA-binding transcription factor activity, RNA polymerase II-specific; zinc ion binding
Source: RefSeq, a predicted model, not a curated record